UCCCCUUAGUUAUUUAAGAUAGCCCUAGCGCAUUCUAGUUUGACUACCACUGUUUUUGGUAGAGCCAGUAAGAGUAGAAGGUAAGUUAGAUCUUGGUUGUUGUUUUUUGGUAGUGACAGUCCUAGUUUAGAGUUCCUAGUUAGUCUACAGUUAGUGUAGCUAGGUUUUAUGGCCCGGCCUAAGACCUCUCCAUUGGGAGAGGCAAUGGCCAAGGACGACUUCUGUGUCCAGAGCACCAUUGGGGCCGGCAGCUUCUCUCUCAUCAUGCUGGCCCACCAUCGUCACAGUGGAGAGAAUGUGGUGAUCAAGCAGAUGAAGAUGCUGGGGCAGACAGGCCUGGAGAUGGCGCGUCACGAGUGCAACGUCAUGCAAGGUCUGAGCCACCCCAACAUCAUGCCCCUGCUUGGCACCAUAGAGACAGCAUUCCAGCUGCUGCUGGUCAUGCCCUAUGUGAGGGGGGGAGACCUGGAGGACUAUCUCUUCCAGAACGGCCCCAUGAGGGAGGAGGAGGCUAGAAGGGUGUUCCGCCAGUUGGCCUCGGCUAUGGAAUAUUGCCACGCCAAAGGAAUCGCUCACAGGGACCUCAAGCCUGGGAACAUCCUCCUGGAAAGCCUGGACCAGGUCAAGAUCUCGGACUUUGGCCUGAGUGCCAAUUUUCUCCAGCAGUCCAUGGACAGCCUGCGUGGCACCUUAGCCUACAUGGCACCCGAGAUAGUGACGGGGGGCACCUACGGCCCCGGGGUGGACAUCUGGAGCCUGGGGGUGGUGUUGUAUGAAAUGGUGAAAGGUCACCUGCCACAGGAACGACCCGCCAGGACUCUAUUCAGAAGGAAGCCCCGGCUCUCCCAGGAGCUCCGACACCUUCUGCACUGCAUGCUGAACUCUGACCCCAAGGAGCGAAUUGGGUGGCCAGAGAUCCUGAGCCACCCAUGGGUGACCCAGGGCAUGGGACCCAUGGAAGCCUACAGGAAACCCCCCACCUCCGAUGAGCCAGCCCCAGCUGACCAGUCCAUUCCUUCCAGCCUGCUGCCAAGUAUGAAGAAGAGGGCCAGCAGGAGCAGGAGGAGGCGUGUGUCUUCUUCCCCACCAGUCCUGGGCACCGGCUCCUGGGAGCAAGACAAGGCCCGGGAGCCUGGCCAACCCCCCAAGUGCUCCAGUCUCCCUGUCUUUAUGUCCACCCCCAGCCUGCCCCCCCCAGCGGUGCCUCCCAACACACCACACAGCAGCUGCCCUGGCUCUGGCCCC
Messenger RNA from Erinaceus europaeus (western European hedgehog), 1245 nucleotides. Its product is annotated as sperm motility kinase 2B-like. NCBI's taxonomy places the organism in Eukaryota, Metazoa, Chordata, Mammalia, Eulipotyphla, Erinaceidae. Gene Ontology annotation, biological process: protein phosphorylation. The annotation marks the transcript as partial. Gene Ontology annotation, molecular function: ATP binding; protein kinase activity. The record is from RefSeq and is a predicted model, not a curated record. The transcript has a single exon.